This is a messenger RNA of Rodentolepis nana, 1674 nucleotides long. Lineage: Eukaryota; Metazoa; Platyhelminthes; Cestoda; Cyclophyllidea; Hymenolepididae. The record is from the annotation of a GenBank genome assembly.
AUGGGAGCAACACAUCCAGACAGUGCUCUCUAUGGUCCAGUUAUGGGUUCUCUCUCUACCUUCUCCAGCCUCAGUAGCCCAUCAACACGCAGCGAAAAUCUUCAUCAUCUUCAAAGCCUUCUCUCCACUCGUGGAAAUGGACGCAAUCCCACAGAAACACUUUCCGAAUUCUUUGUUGUUCGCUCACCAAAUGAGACGCCACUCACAGACAUCAGAACUCGUCUUCAGAACUUUUCUACCCAAUUCACGACUGCCUACGUGGACUCGGGUUGUGGGGCCACAACGGAGGCGGCGGGUAAUCGAACUAAUCUGGCUGAGCAACUGUACUAUUACGCACUGGAAGCUAUUCUAACUGACGAGAAGAACCAGCAUGGGGGCAAUCCUCAGGCGAGUUCUGAGAUCGUUCGCUCAGAGAAAUUCCACCGUGCACUCUGUGCCUGUUGUUUGGAGGUGGUUAUUGCCAAUUGUCAAGAGGAGGACGAGUCACGACGAUUCCCCUGGAUUCUGGAGGCCUUGCAAGUAGACGCGAUUCUUUUCUACAAGGUGGUUGAGGUGUUUGUGAAGAAUGUGGAGUUGCCGAGAGAGAUGGUGAAGUAUUUGAAUAGAAUUGUGGAGGAUAUAUUGGGCGAGUAUGCUUGGAGGAGUAAUUCUCCAAUCUGGAGUACACUCAGUACUCCUGGAUCAAGAGGUUCUGGUGUUCCAAGUGUGGAAGAAAUUUUCCCUCCAGAGAAACUUGAAGAGGUGAGUGGUUUUCAUGGUAAUCCUUUCCGAUUCCCACGUCGUGAGUUACUGACAACCUCAGUUCCUGCCAAAGCUACCAGUCAGUCAGGAGGAAUAGUCUCUAUCACUCCUUCGAAGAAGAUUCGUUUGGCUGGCCCUGGUGGAACAAUCAAAUCGGCCACCAUCCAAACUCACCACCAAGACGAAUCAGCUCGUGCUGCUGCAAGUCUUAUUGCAGCUUCCGAGUCGGAGCAGAAAUUUCCCACAAGUGAAGAAGCAUCAGGAGAUAAUGAUCUAGAACAUCGCUGGUCUGGAAGUGCGUCGGUUGCAGCGAACCCACCGCUUAUACGCCGUGAUGCGACUGGCAUAUUCUUCCGUCAUGUCUACCACCUGGCUGCCUCGAGACUUCGUGCUGUUUGUGAGAGAGUUCAGCCACCUAUCAACACUGGUGCAGCUUCAACUGGAACCCCUGGUAAUUCUGCAAGUGGUUCUCUCCUCUCCAAGGCGUGGACCACUUUCGAGCAUGUUCUAGUGAACGAGACAGAUAUGCUGAAAGACCGUCUACUUGACCAAAUUCUGCUCUGUUGUCUCUAUGGUGUGGCUAAGGCAUGUGGCACUGUAAAUUUGAGUCUGGUGGAAAUUGUCCAGGCCUACAGAUUGCAACCACAGGCUUGUCGGGACACCUAUCGGCAUGUUCUAAUCUCACGAAUUAAUACGACUGAUGGCGAUAAUGUGCCGAUAAUUGAAGAGGAGAGGGCGGAUUUGGCGAGGUUCUAUAAUUACAUUUUCCUUGGUCGAGUGGAGUCUUAUUUGACGCGAUUUCUGGGUGCGUCAAUGACAGAUACCAAGGUUCAUCAGCAUGCAACAUCUGCACCUUUGACACCAAUUCCAAUUCCUCCCAUCUCGAGUUCGAAUUCGGGAAAUAGUGCGGUGAUGUCUGGAGACGAAGAAUAA